Uranotaenia lowii is the source of this 1219-nucleotide messenger RNA. RefSeq names its product microfibril-associated glycoprotein 4-like. The transcript is spliced from 3 exons. Lineage: Eukaryota; Metazoa; Arthropoda; Insecta; Diptera; Culicidae. Bases 3 to 1172 code for a protein of 389 amino acids. The record is from RefSeq and is a predicted model, not a curated record.
GAAUGAAGUUCAUGCUUUGUGUUGUGUUGUUUUUCUGUUCGGUCCCUAAGGAGGGGCUUUGUUUAGAGAGAAACUCAAGUUUGGAUCCAGCCAAUGGAAUCGGACACGAAAUAACUUUGGCCGGAUUGGACAGCGUUAGCUUCAACUUAUUACAAUUACAUCUGAGAGAACAAGAACAUUUUCAAACCCUGGAAGCUGAAAUUGAAUCCAUUCACGACAGUUUCAAACAAAAUGGAGCAGUCAUAACAAAGCAAACAAACAUACUGACCAAUUUGAGCAUGGAGAUAAAAACAAUUUGCAGAUCUGAGUUUUUAAUGGAUCUUCUAAGUAUAAGGAAUAACGUAGAAAUGCUGUCAACGGAUAUUUCACUUCUACAAGCGGAUAUGAGUAAAAUGUACCGGAUAUUACGAACUUUGCCAACAACAGAAAUGCUUAACGUCCUGGUUCUUCAAUUACAAGCUCUUAAGAUGGGCGCUAAAGAUGAUAACGUACAGGUAACGAAAUUUUCCUUCAAAAAUAUACCGAAAUCGUGCUCAGAUGUUCAGCACCAUCAAACGAAAGUAUAUCGAAUCAAUCCGGAACCGAGGUUUAAGCAACCUUUUGAAGUUCUGUGCGACCAGGAAUACCAAAAUGGCGGUUGGACUGUCAUACAAAACCGAUUCGAAGGAUCCGUACAAUUCCUUCGGGGCUGGAAAGAAUACGAAGCUGGAUUCGGAGAUCUGGAAGGAGAGUUCUGGCUAGGGCUCGACAAAAUUCACCAGCUAACGUACGCCAAACCUCACGAGUUGCACAUUGUACUGGAGGACUUUGAAAACACCACGGUGGUUGCCAAAUACAGUCAUUUUCUAGUUGCCGGACCUGACGAUAAGUAUAGACUACGGAAGCUGGGCGAUUUCAGUGGCGAUGCUGGAGAUGGGUUGACCAGCACCUUGAAUCAACCAUUCAGUACCAUCGAUUCGGAUAACGAUUCUCAUGGCACUGUGAAUUGUGCCAGUGACUAUCAGGGAGCUUGGUGGUACGGAGCGUGUCACGAAAGCAAUCUCAACGGUUUGUACCACAAGGGAAAAACUGAAGUGUACGCAGCAACAAUGUGUUGGAGUAAGUUCAAAGGAUACUACUAUGGUUUGAAAAGCUCACGAAUGAUGAUACGUGCCACCAAGGUGCCAGAAUAAAAGAGCUUAUAUUUUUUAAGGUCGAAUAAAAACAACUUAUCAUGAAA